AUGUGUAACAAAUCAUUUGCUCUAAAGGGCAGUUUAAAUAGACAUGUGCUUAUUCACACAGGAGAGAAACCUCAUGUUUGUGAGGUAUGUGAUAAGUCAUUUGGAGACAAAAGUACUUUAAACCGGCAUAUGCUUGUGCAUACAGGAAAGAAAUCUCAUGUAUGUGAAACAUGUCAUAAGUCAUUUUUAUUAAAGGCCAUUUUGAAUAGACAUAUGUUUAUUCACACAGAAGAAAAACCUCAUGUGUGUGAAGAAGAAGAUUGUGAAGAGCACGAAACUAUCUUCUCGGUGGUGAAGGUUGUCCUCGAAAAAAUUGAGUCGGCUCUAAUUGGUAAGGCAAAGGAGAUUGAAACUACAGAUGAUACUUAUGGAUCUCUGUGGAAAACGGUUAUAGUCAGAUUUGGAAAUAAGCGAUUAAUAGUCAAUAGUGGCAUUACCGAACUUUUAUCGAUACAUAAAAUUAAUCACGAAUCACCAAAGGAAUUAAGAAUCUUAAUUGACAGAGUGCACAAGCAUCUACGCGCAGUAAAAUUAAUGAUUUUUGAACCUAACCAGUUAACUGAAAUAAUGUUGAUGAAUUUAAUGCUAGAAAAUUUAGAUAAAGAGUCAAGACGUCAGUCUGAAAUGUCUUUAAAGUCAACAGAUCUGCCAAACUGGAGAUCUCUCAUAAAUUAUUUAGAAAAUUGA
Molecule: messenger RNA, 687 nt
Organism: Stegodyphus dumicola
Lineage: Eukaryota; Metazoa; Arthropoda; Arachnida; Araneae; Eresidae
Product: zinc finger protein 732-like
Source: RefSeq, a predicted model, not a curated record